This is a messenger RNA of Olea europaea var. sylvestris, 690 nucleotides long. RefSeq lists its product as uncharacterized. The record is from RefSeq and is a predicted model, not a curated record. The transcript is spliced from 3 exons. NCBI's taxonomy places the organism in Eukaryota, Viridiplantae, Streptophyta, Magnoliopsida, Lamiales, Oleaceae. Bases 1 to 690 code for a protein of 229 amino acids.
AUGGCCAUUAUCCUGAGGUUUGUGAACAGUGAUGGAAUUUUGACAGAACGUUUUUUUGCAAUUAAAAUUGUUAGUGACAUUACCUUAUUAAAUCUUAAGAAUCAGAUUUCUGAUGUUCUUGUUCGUUUCAACCUUCAAAUGCAAAACAUGAGAGGCCAAUGCUCUGUAAAGAGUUUGAUUGUUAUAUAUGCUGCAACUUGCAAGGUGCUUGAGUAUCUUAGUGAUCAUUCUCCAAAUACAAGAUCUCGAUCCAAAGCCCUUCAAAAGAAAAUUCAAGACAUCUUAACUGCUAUGAAAUUUGUCCAUACUACAAAAACUAUCCUUCAAACAUUGAGGGGAGAUGGUUGGGAAGAAUUUCAUGAAGAGGUGAAAUGUUUUUGCUCAAAAAAUGAUAUACAUGUACCUGACUUUAAUGGUUCAUAUAUGGUUGGUCGUUCUCGCGAUCGUGAGUAUCAUACCAUUGAACAUCAUUACCACUUUGAUAUAUUCAAUACAACCAUUGAUUUUCAGAUAAUGGAGUUAGAUACAAGAUUUAAUGAGACAUCAUUAGAACUCCUUUCUCUCAGUACGGCUUUGGAUCCAAAAAAUUCUUUUGAAUCAUUUAACAUGAAUAAUAUUUGCAAACUUGCAGAGAAGUUUUAUCCUGAAAAUUUUACACAACAAGAUAUUUAUUAUUUGAAAGUUGAGUAG